GUUAAUGCAUUAGGAAUGGAAUCGGGCGAUAUUAGGGAUUCGCAAAUAUCCGCUUCAAGUAGUUUUGAUGCUAUUAGUGUUGGACCUCAAAAUGCCAGGUUUGCUUCACCUUAUUUAUUCUCCGGUGCUUGGUGCCCAUUUCAACAAAUAAGAGAUGGUGCAUAUGAAUUUUUGCAGGUUCUGCAUAUAAUCACAGAUGUUGAAACUCAAGGACGAUUUGCUGGAGGUGCAGGCAAAGAAUUCGCAACACAUUAUAUGAUUGACUAUUUACGUACCGGAAGCCAGUGGAUGCGUUACAAAUAUCGGAACUCAUCGCACUUAAUUGAAGCAAAUAAAGAUGUUUCAACUGCUAUUCGACAUACACUCGAUCCUCCAAUUAUCGCAUCUCGAAUUAGAUUAGUACCAUACUCGUACUAUCCACGAACCGUCUGCUUGCGGACUGAGUUAUAUGGAUGUCAGUACAAAGGUAUAUCAAGUCUGGAUCAAAAUAUUUACCAAUAUUAUAAGUUAAAACGAGUCCACAACAAUUCAUGGGAACAUCAAUCUAUUGGGUUUUAUGCUAAUUUAGAUGGAUCAGUAGAAUUAACUUUCGAAUUCGAUGAAAUUCGCCAGUUCUCUUACGUUGAACUGUGGACUUAUAAAAAUUCGCUGAAAAAAACAGAGAUAACUUUUAGCACAAAUGGAAAACAAUUUUCAUUAUCGUCUCAAAUCUCCUCCAUACAGCGAAAAUCUACCAACGAAACCGAAUUGCGACGUUUGCCAAUUCGGAUUCCUCUUCAUGGUCGUCGAGCAAUUGCUAUAAGAAUGAUCCUAAAUUUUACUGAUUCUUGGCUUUUUCUCUCUGAAAUCUCCUUUUCAUCAAGUAAGUUAGUCAUAUUUCUUUCCAAUUUAAAAAUCUUUGAAGAUUUUAUGAAAAAAUCUUAUGAAUCAAAAAGCAAACCACCAUCUUGGUCAAAUUUUCAUUUCCCGCCACCACCUUCUGGUAAACUAUUUAUUUAUAUUAAAAAUAAUUAUUUGGAUAUCGUUAGAUUUAUUAAUGAAAUCGUCGGUGGUAUGGAAUAUCUCGAACAGGAACAGUUAAUCCAUGGACAUUUGAGUCCACAAUGCAUUCUGGUUGAUCUAAAUUUGCGAAUUAAAAUUGCUUCACCCCGAGGGGUCUCCCACCAUGCACAACUUCGUUAUAGUGCACCUGAAUCCAUUAUUAUGGUGAAUUCUUUCAACGAAUGGAGUUGCAAAGGUGAUGUUUGGUCGUUUGCUAUUACCGUUUGGGAACUGCUUGGAUAUUGCAAAGAAUAUCCAUUUGGUGCAUUAUCAAAUAAAGAACUUCUGGAUAAUGCUCGCCAAUAUUUUGAAGACCGAUUUCAGUUAAUCAUUUGUACCAGUUAA
Dracunculus medinensis (Guinea worm) is the source of this 1386-nucleotide messenger RNA. NCBI's taxonomy places the organism in Eukaryota, Metazoa, Nematoda, Chromadorea, Rhabditida, Dracunculidae. The record is from the annotation of a GenBank genome assembly.